Molecule: messenger RNA, 852 nt
Organism: Saprolegnia parasitica CBS 223.65
Lineage: Eukaryota; Oomycota; Saprolegniomycetes; Saprolegniales; Saprolegniaceae
Exons: 4
Coding region: 1-852 (283 amino acids)
Source: RefSeq, a predicted model, not a curated record
AUGGAGCUCAAGACGCGGGUUCUCGACAUCCUCUGUGUGCUUCUCUCGGCGCUGCUCAUGAUCUCGGUCUGGUACUGCGCACUCUCGCCCGACUGGAUGGCGCAGUCGGGCGACAAUGGCCAGUCCAGCUACUCGCAGGGCAUUGGCCUGUGGUCCAACUACACGCUGCAGUUUGGCGACGACUCGUUUGACCCUGGCAACUCGUUCUGGCUGCCAACGCAGCCCAACGCCGUCGACUCGUUCGAUGCCCAAUGCGAGUCGUAUCGCAAGGUUGACUGCUCCGUUCUAGAAGGCGGCGAGUACGACAAGCAGUAUUGCGUCAUCCAGUCGAUCUACUGCGGCACGCCGCUCUUCAUCGUGCAGGUCGUCAUGGCCAUCGCCGCGGGCCUCUCUGUCGUUGUCUUCGCGUGGGUCAUCGUCAUGGCCGUGUACCCGCACCGCACGCUCACCGAGAACUACCUUCUCCACAUAUCGAUCCUCGCCGGCUUCGUGCAAAUGGCGGCGAUCGGUCUCUGGUACACGUACGUCUACCUCAAGGUGCUCAACUCGACGUUCUACUCGGACGAGUACACUCGGUGCACGGCCAACCCAACGAAUCGGUCGUGCUGGAGCAUUCGGUACGCCGCCUACGCGACUCUGGUCGCUGGUGGGCUCUACCCCGCGCUCGCCAUCGCCCUCUCGCAGCUCAUGAGCCUGAAAUCGUCUCGGUACCGCGUCCAGCUCAAGCAACACUGCAAGGAGCUCAUGGACGAGAUGCCGUUCAGCCCGCGCGGCUCGGAAAUUCCCCGCCCGUCAGAUGCGUCGACCGUGCGCGAGUCGGACAUGUCGACCAUUACCAGCAGCAUGCGCUAA